Molecule: messenger RNA, 1521 nt
Organism: Stegastes partitus (bicolor damselfish)
Lineage: Eukaryota; Metazoa; Chordata; Actinopteri; Pomacentridae
Gene: neil1
Product: nei-like DNA glycosylase 1
Exons: 10
Coding region: 170-1417 (415 amino acids)
Biological process (GO): base-excision repair
Cellular component (GO): nucleus
Molecular function (GO): nucleic acid binding; DNA-(apurinic or apyrimidinic site) endonuclease activity; zinc ion binding
Source: RefSeq, a predicted model, not a curated record
UUUCGGUGCGUGCAGUACCUGCACGUUGUAACAGAACUUAUAUAUGCUCGUGUGCAUAUUUUCUGCAGCAGUCCUGCAGCGAGUACAGUCUGUAGGUUGUGUAAGUGCACUUCUUUUUUACACCGAGGUCUGAUUCCUGCUUUCGCUCAGCUCCAUUUGUUCCAGCAAAAUGCCUGAGGGACCAGAGCUCCACUUGGCCAGCCUGUACGUCAACAAAACAUGUGAAGGAGUGGUGUUUAGUGGACCGGUCAGAAAGUCUGAGGUCAGCAAAUGUUCUGAUGUGCCCUUCACCUGUGAGGCGUACCGCAUCACAGCCACUUCCAGAGGGAAGGAAGUGAAGCUCACCCUGACGCCCUUAAAGAGUGAUGAAUCGAAGCAGAGAGCGAAAGCAGGGCAAGCUGUGCAACCCAUGGAUAUCGUCUUUCGCUUUGGGAUGUCAGGCUUUUUCCGCUUGACUAGAGAGGAUGAGCUUCCCAAACAUGCCCAUCUGCGUUUCUAUUCCAAUGAGAAACCCUGCAGAGUGCUGAGCUUUGUGGAUGCACGCAGGUUCGGCAGCUGGCAGCACAAUGGGACGUGGCAGGCUGGCAGAGGGCCUUGCAUCAUGUUCGAGUACGAAAGCUUCAGGGAGAACGUCAUGUCACACCUGUCCGACCGGGCUUUUGACAGACCCAUCUGUGAAGUCCUGCUGAAUCAGAAGUACUUCAAUGGUAUCGGGAACUACCUGAGAGCUGAAAUCCUUUUCAGGUUAAACAUUCCCCCCUUCUUGCCUGCCAGGGCUGUGCUGGAAAACCUUGAGUCAGAGGAUUCAUGUGAAAAUCAGAAGCCAGUGAAAAAUGAGAUCUCAGACACAAAGAAGGCGUCAGCGAGAACUAAAAAGAGUGGGGUGAAAGAGGAGACGGCCGACUUGCUCAGACUCUGUCAUACAGUACCUCUGGAGGUGGUGAACCUCGGCGGAAAGGGCUAUGAUCCAGAGAAGGCAGACUACUCCGGCUUUGAGGCGUGGCUGCGGUGUUACUACGUGGAUGGAAUGACAUCCAUCCGGGACCACAAUGGCAGAACUAUGUGGUUCAAAGGCGAUGCAGGCCCCAUGGCACCAAAAGAUUCAAAGUCACCCAAGGCGAAAAAGAGAGCAAAGAAAGAAGAUGACCAUGAUUACACAGACAAGAAAAAGGCGUCCAGAAGUCGCAGGGAAAGCACUACAAAGAAAAAAGUCAAACAGGAACGCAUGACUAAAACACCCAAGAAAGCAAAGGAUACACGUCUAAAGGAAACUGGAUCAAAGAGGAAAAAGACUGAAAAGGCCAGUGACGUAAACACACCACAGCCUGAAACAAGAUCAAAUACACGUACCAGGAAGAGCAGCGCUGCAGAGACGAUUGCAGGUCCAAAAAGGAGAAACGUGAGAGGCACCAGAUAGGACGGCAAAGAAAAACAAACACUGUAUGGGAGGCACCACUGUAUGGGACGGUUUUUAUAUUUUUAUACCAUUAAGUACUUUCUAAAUAAAACUAUUUCUACAGA